AGUUGGUGCCGUGACUCCGGCCGCGUGUGACGUGCCACGAGGUGCGCAGGCGUCGCCGUUCUCGUCCCGUCACGCGGGCGCCUGUCACGGACGACGCCUCCGACGAGACGGCCACCUGCGGCGUCGCCAGCAGCUGCGGAUUGGCGGUGAAGCUAUGGAGGGCAGCGACCAGCUCGGUCAUUGAUGUUUACUGAGGAUCUGGAAGAGAGGGACGAUGAGAAAUGGAUCCAGUGUCCCCAGCCGUUCGAGAAUCUGAUCCUUACCGGGAGAUCGAGCUCUACCUCGAGAAAGUUCAGGAGGAGAUCGGCGACGUCUUCGAACACUGGCAGGAUGUGGAGCCCGCUGCUCCGAAGCCAGCGCAGUCCCCCGAGGCAGAGGCUCAGUUGCAGCCGCUGCCGGACUCUGACCCCGAGCCGCCGCAGCAGCCGUCCGCGGAUGCGGGCCCUGAGCCCGCUCCGGACCCCGAGCCGGAGCCCGAGCCGGAGCGCGCGGCGGCCAGCACGCAGGUGAGGGGCGGCGAGCGGCGCCGACGGCCGCGGUUCCGGCGGCCCGCCAAGCCGGCCGACGAGCGCGACGAAGGCGACUGCCCGCAGCCGCUGGCCGAGUUCGACGCGGUGGUGGCCCGCGAGCUGAGCGCGCUGCGCCUGGCCGGCACUCCGCCCGCAGACGCCCAGUCCUCGCCCUCUCUGUCGCUGUCGCCGUCGCCGUCCCCCUCGCCGCCGGUCAACGGAGGGCUGCCCUCCGGUGCGGUGGACGCGGGCACGCAGACGUCGCCGACGCUGUCCCGCAGCUCGAGCCUGACGUCGGACUGGUCCUUGGCGCUGCCGUGCAGCCACUCCAGCGCCUCCAGUACCGCCUCCUGCUGCGAGUCCGGGCUGGGCACCGCCUCUCCGAGGCUCGCCGCCACCCAACUGUGGUCGGAGCAUGAAGGCGCACAGUGCAGGAGCGCCGAUGACCUUCUGCUCUCCAAGGUCCAGGUAGCUCCGGGCCCGCUGUCCGCCUCUGCCACCAAGUGCUCCUCGGCGCCGCUGCUCGCUGGCUCCCAGAAUUCAACGCUGAAGAAGUCGCGGCACGAGAGGCAUAUCCCAGAGAUCGAGUCAGCAGAAGCAUGCAAGUGGCUUCGUGCAGCGGGAUUCCCUCAGUAUGCGCAGAUGUACGAAGAUGGACAUUUCCCCAUCGACCUGAACAGCGUCCAUAGGGACCACCCGUUCCUGGACGCGGACUCGCUGAAGUCGCUCUUCCGCCGGCUGCACACGCUCAACAGGAGCGCUGCUAUCAGAGUCGACAAGACCAAGAGCCACGUGUCUGCUGACGACAGUGAGGAGGAGCUGGAGUGCGCGCUCAGCGAGCAGUGGACGUUCCAGGCGCGUUCCAGGCGCUGGUCGCGGCUUGAUGACGCGAGCGCGGCGGGGGUGGACCAGGAUACGCUGCGCGUGCCCAGCCAGAGCUCUGUGCACGACCAGGAGCGCGACCACGACCGCGACGCGUCUCCCGGGUCGUCCGCCGCCGCGUCGGCGGCCGACGCCCCCGCGUCACCCAGUGUGCGCCGCAGCGGCAGUGAACGACUCAAGGACAGCGCGCGGGCCCUGCUGAAACGCGUCGACAGCCUCAAGGCGCGCCGCCGCAAGCGCCUGCACCGCGAGGCCGCCGUCGUCCAGGGCCCGCAGCUGGAGGUGUCGCUGUCAGACUCGGAGGUCGGUCCGACGAGCUGGCGCGCCCAACAUGACAAGGUGUUGGAGCUGUUGGACGCGGACAGCAAGGGGUCACAGGAUGAAGACCUCAACAGGCCUUCGGCGAGUGCCAAUCUGCGCGCGCAGCUGCGGGGCGGCAGUCUGCGCCACCAGACGCCGGUCCAUCACCCCUUCCACAAGGCCGAAUCAUUCGCCGCAGGGGGCAGCGAAUCCGCACUGUCGGCUUCGCUGGAUAGCCACGAGUCGACGAGCACGUUGGCUGACAGCGACCGCGACGAAGCAGAUGCCUCCCCGCGGCACAGGUGCGUGCGCUGGCACAGCUUCCGGCGGGCCGGGCUGACUGCGGCUGCAGUGGCGGCGGCGGCGGCUGCUGCCGGCUGGGAGCGGGACAAGGAGGAGCGGCGCACGCAGAGGCAGCGGCAGCGCCGCCAGCUGGGCGCGCUCUCCGCCGGACAGAUGCUCGUGCUGCGCAAGCUGGCGCUGCUCAAGCUCACCGCCUGCAUGGAGAAGUACUGCCCCACUCACCGCUCCGGCUGGAACUGGGAGCUCCCCAAGUUCAUCCGCAAGAUCAAGACGCCAGACUACAAAGAUAAGAGUGUGUUUGGAGUUCCACUGGUCGUAUCAGUGCAGCGAUCUGGCCAGGCCCUGCCUCGCUGUAUCCAGAUUGCCUUGCGCUGGCUUGAAAAUAAUGCCCUUGACCAAGUUGGGUUGUUCCGCAAGUCUGGAGUGCGCUCUCGUAUACAUAAACUGAAGAUCAUGACAGAGACUCAUGGAGACCUUGUCAGCUAUGAAGGGCAACAAGCUUAUGAUGUUGCUGACAUGGUAAAGCAAUAUUUUAGGGAGCUUCCAGAUCCACUAAUGACAAACAAGCUCUCAGAAACAUUCAUAUCAAUCUUCCAGCAUGUAUCAGUGGCAAGCCUCCGUGCUGAAGCUGUACGUUGUGCACUGCUUCUGCUGCCUGAUGAACACCGAGAAGCACUACAGGCUCUAUUGUGGCUGUUAUCAUGUGUAGCUCAACAUUCCAGUGUCAAUCAGAUGACUGCCAGCAAUAUUGCAGUAUGCCUUGCUCCCUCCAUUUUUCAACUGCAGCCUGAGCUUGCUGAAAACCGGGCAGCUCAUGACUGUCUUCUCUACCUUAUCACAGAACACAAACAUCUUUUCACAGUGACAGAUGAAAUGCUCUCCCAGUGUCACUUUAACUAUAUGGAAGAAAGUGUUCCAGUUACAAUGGAGGAGCUAGGCAGUGACAUGCACCAAGACUGGCGAGGGUAUCUUUAUGCUUGCACUACAGCUCUUCUCAAGGAAGCAAGAGACAGAAGUAGAGGCUGGAUCUUUGUACCAUGCACAGCUGAUACCUUAGUGGAAAUGUCAUACAAAAAAGUUGGUGAUGGUCAUCCACUUCGUCUGUGGCGGGUCAGCACAGAAGUUGAAGCACCACCACAGGAGCUGUUACAAAGGGUACUUCGGGAGCGUCAUAUGUGGGAUCAUUCUCUUCUAAAAUGGAGGGUUGUUGCAAAACCUGACACUCGUGGGGAAGUAUUCCAGUAUGUGUGCUCAAGCAUGGCUCCGCUGCCUUCCAAAGAUUAUUGUGUGCUCAGGUCUUGGAGAACAGAUCUCCCUAAAGGAGCAUGCAUAAUAGUUGAAACAUCAGUAGAGCAUGCUGAAGCACCUAUAAUGCCUGGUGCAGUCAGAGGCAUUGUUCUAGCUUCAAGGUACCUAAUUGAACCUUGUGGAUCUGGAAAGUCUCGCAUAAUUCAUCUUUCCAGAGUUGAUACUAAGGGACGUACCCCAGACUGGUACAAUAAAAGCUAUGGACAUAUUUGCGCUAUGUACCUAACCCAUAUUAGGUGUUCAUUCAAACAUAAUAGUGAUGGGCCUGAAAGUAAAGUCUGAGAAGUAAAACAUUGGUGUUCACUGAAAAACAGUAUUUUUAGUUCUUGAAGUUUGGAUGCUGAGUUCUGAAGAUUAUUAUGAGGCUGACAUUCCAUCAGCCUUCCAAAAUGGCUAAUUAAAUGUACUAAGUGUUAAGAAUUCAAGAAAUUCUUGAAGUAUUCAUGAUUAUGUGAAGUAUUGGUUUCUAAAUGAGUAUAUAGAGUAUUGUUUAUGAUAUAAUUGUGGUGCUUGUUUCUAAAGCCAAUAUUUUUUUCUUUGAUGCAUGCAGGUAUAGAAUUUUCAACAGGAAGCUGUUGUGGCAUACAUUUGCAUUUAGUUUUGACACAUUCCAGACUGAGCUAUUGGGCUAAGAAAUAAUGAAAUAUUGUAGUUGUUCCAUAAACCCAUUUUUCAUAUGGGUAACAUUGUGCAUCGUGCUCAUGGGAUCAGCAGAAUUAGUUCCUGUUGAAGAAACUGUGAAAUAUUCAGAUUUAAACCUGCUUGUGCUCAACCUUGUUCCUUGUUUUGUAGUUUGUUGUUGAAGGAAAGUAUGAAAUUUAUAUAAUUUAUUAAGCCUGCUAAGUGAUGUUGACAUAGAAACCCAUAUUAUAAGUGGAUGACUAGAGCUUUUGAAAAAUUAUUUGGCAACAUAAAUAAUUUUCUUGUGAGUAGAAUACAGUAUAAAAUCUGUUUUAUACUCUGGAUAUCAUGUAGAUCAUUUAUGGGAUAACAUACUCCAGAAUAAAUUAAUUCUGUCAAUAUAUAUAUGUGUGUCAAUAUGUAUAUGUCAAUUGUGUCAAUAUGUAUUACAUGUUGUAAAGAUAUAUUUGAGUGAAAUUAGUCUUUGGACAAGAAAUGAUUCACUAUUUACAGGCAAGUUUGUGGACUUCUGUGUGUAUCUGAAUAAUUAUGCAUGUUGACAUUAGAUGAAACAUCGGUGUUACAACAAUGUUAGUGAUGAUGUAACCAAAAUAAUUAUAACAUUAAGAACACAUAAAUAAUAAUAUCAGUAAUAGUAACAAUAACAAUAAUAAUGUAAUGAAGUAAACUUUUUGUUUUAUGCUUUUUUUCCUUCUAGAGAAUGCCUGGAGGUCAGAAAAACCAAUGUGUGUUUCAUAGUCUUUUAUCUAAGUAUGACAGUUUUGUAUAAACAGUCAUAAUUAUUAUUCUUCCGUAAAACUGAAGUAAAUGUUAUUUUGUACACUAUAUGCUAAAUGUAAUAUUUUAUACAAAUAUUAAAGUGAGAAGUGAAAGCCACAGUGCUUGGGAUUGUAUCAAAGAUCUAUUAAAAUAUAAGUAAGAAUUAUAAAAUCAAAUUCUUAGGUAUCUGUUGAUCAGUAAUUACUCACUGUUAACCAAAAAGUCCUGAAGUAUUGGAAAUUAUAUUACAUGAGCAACAGUUCAGUUUGGUAAAUUAUGAUAGUUAGGGCUUAACAAAAUAUCAAGAAAUGAAGAAAAUGAUUCAGUCACUAUUGUUUGGACAAUACUGAAAAUAUUUAUAGAUGUUUUAGAUUAAUACCAGUGUAUGGAUGUUUAAGAAUUAGAUGAAAAAGACAUGUCUACUGCACCAAAGAAAUAUUCGUGACUCUGAAAAUUGUAUAUUAUAAAUUAUAUGGUAGUAGUAGUAUUAGUAGUAGUAGAAAUAGUAAAUGUGUUCAACUGUAUGUGCUGAUGUGCUAUUCACUAAUGACAUGUGCAAACUUUGAUUUCUUAAGUUUCUGUGGUUUUUUUUUCUGCUGGAAGUACUGCAUUCUCCUGUAAAAGUAACAUGUUCUCUCUGUUCAGUUUCAGUAUCUGUGACACAGCCAUAUUGUCUUUUCAUUUUAUAAUCUCUUUUCAUACCUCACCUCCUUGGCAAGUGCUACAGCACCAACAAAAUUCUUAUAUGAGCAUAUUACUUAUCCAGUAGGAUUUAAAUAAAUUAGUAGUAUGUGAUAUGAUUAUCAACAUAACACAUUAACAAGAAAUUUAUGAAAUACUUCAGCAGAUUAUAAUGACCCAUGAAAUAGUCUUGUCAUAAAACCUUUGGUAAGAAUAUUUUUGAGACCAUUAUUGACUUAUUGGUUAAUAAAUCAACUCCAAAAUAAAGGGAACAAAAGUGGAAAUUGAGCUCUCAAAGAAAACAGUAAAAUAAAUAUUAUUCCUUACAACCCAUAAAAAUAAUUACAACUGAAAGCACUGUAACUGCAACAAUAUCUAGUAAUGUCAUGCAUAAGAACUAUGUGCAAUUUAUAAAGUAAAUUUUUCUUCGCAUACUCUUUGUAUUAGGCCUAGUAUUACCAUCCAUCUGAACAAUACAAAGCCUUUCACUUGUCUAAUUAUCAUGGUAGAAUUUACCAAACAUGUUUGCUUACUGUUAGUACUGUCAUUCUGAUUAGUUAAUUAUUUGCCUUAUUGUUUUUAGUUUACAUGUUCCCAUUAUACAUACAUAUAUAUAUCUCACAAAAACUUAGAAUACAUUUUACAAAACAUAUAACUUAUCAUGCGUUGUACUGACAAAAAGGAAUGUAAAUUAAAUGGUAAUUAUUAACAUGUUUUUUUGUGGUUAUGAAAAAAUAUGUACCUAACAAUCUGUUCUUGUUAUCAAUAUCUGUUCAUUACAACAAGUGAUCUUGGAUGCUAUUUUCAUUCUUCAUUGGACAUGUUUCAGAUUGUUUAGAAUGGCCGUUACCUUUUUCUGAUUUUAUUUCAGUCAGUAACAGUUCUGUGAUGAUUAUCAAAAUAUAGAACAUAGAACGUAAUAUGACCUUUACCAAAGAAAAAAGUUCUAACUAAAAAAAAGUUUGUGAGAUGAACGAAGGAAACAAAAUUUCAGAAAUGAGUACAGUAAUUCUGAAUUUUUGUGAACAAUACUGUCUAGAUACAAUAACGAUCUUUUUUUUUAAUUAUGACAUUAGUUCACUACAUAUUUUUGCUACUGAUAUUAUCAGAUCAAAUUUAUAAUUUGUUAUGAAACAAUGUAAUAAAUAACAAAAUCAUUAUGUAUUAUAAACAUAAUUAUCACCAAGAAUAAUGUCAUAAAUACAGUCUAAUUUCAUUUCCUGAUUCAUUGUGCAGCAAAGUAUAAGUAACUGGAAUUAAAUGGUGGAUGUAAUUUACUUUUUACAGUAAGCUAUGUAAUCAGUAUGAAAACUAUUUAUGGCCAUCCAUUUUAUUUCAACAUUUGUAGUGGCUAAUCUCAGAAAUACAUCACUUCUGCUGAAAAUUUUAAGAAAAUCAUGAGAUGAAUAAGAAAAGAAACUAUGAUAGAAGUGAUAGCUUUAAUUCAUUAGUUGUAAUAGGCCACCAUAUGUGGAGCAUAUGUGUCAAAAUGUUUCAUAAACUGAUGAGUAAUUGCACAUGUUGGAAGGUUACUGUAACAGUUUACAUUUUAUUGGCUGUUUGGUCAAUAAAUAUUCAUCAGAUGAAGGAAGGUGUUGUAAUAUUGAUUCACAGUCAAACAAUGAUGUUUUAAUAUUACUGAAGGCUUUUAUUAUGUUCUUAAGAUGCCAGAUAUUGUGGCAGAAGCACUGCAUAUUCAUUCACAUGUGAAUGCUGUAUUUCUGUAUGAUUUAUGUAAAUGUCAUUGGAAGACUGUAAAUUUGAUGAGAUUAGUCAUCUGCAGGCUCUGUGUUAGUAAACAGUACUCUACACUUUUAGAUGAAAUGAGUUCGAUCUGUUAAUGAAAAAAUAAUCUGCAUUGGUGAAGUGACAGGUAAUAUGUCCCAAUCUGAAAUUCCCCUCAUACAAAAAAUACUUUUUUCCAAUACUUCUUUGGAAUCUUCUGAUAAUCUUUCUUCUCAUAAUUGUUGGUUAAAAAUGAUGAUGCACUUGCUCAAUAUUAUGUCUCACUUACACAGAUCUCGUUGGUUUCAUUUUCUCUCUGUCCAAAAGCCUGGCAUUCUCUUUAGCAUUUUACUGAAUUUAUUGUUUCAAUUCAAGUUAUGAGACUCAAACCAUACAGCUUUUCUCUUACCACCCUGAUAAAUAAUCCUGAUGCAGAUCAUAGGUAUUAUCUGUAUACAAUAGACUAAUUUGAAGUAUGCACUCUCAUAAAAUGCCAGCAACCAAAGUGGUUUUUUUUUUUUUCAGCACUAAAGUCAUUUAAAUCAGCCUUGGCCACAUACAGAAGGGAUCUGGCUUUCAGCUAUGUAAAUUACUUCUGUUUUUCCUGUGAGUUUAGUUUCUCUUAUAUCCCUUGUACUUCCCUCCCAUCCUCUGCAGUUUCAGUAUCAGAAUCUUACCACAUGCUACAUUUUCCUAUAGGCCUACUGACCAAUAUUAUUUCUCUUCCUCUCAUUUUUCAACUCUUGGUUGCAUUUUACUUUCAUGUUCCCCUUAUUCUAUCUUACCUUCCCACAUUUCGACAUCUGUACUACCUAAAUGUUCCUCCCACAUCUUCAGUAUGUCAUUACCACUACUACUAACUGUAUAUUUUAUAUGAGCUGACUGUGUUAAUACUAGUAGAUUGUUAUGAAAAUGUUGUUUUAAUAUAAGUUACUGCUCACUUCAGAGUUGAGAGUUUUAUUGAGUUCUGUUGCCCCAUUUUACCUGUAGGGCUGUACUUGGCUUUGUCUUCAGAUUCUUGCCUUAGAAUCUAUGUCUGAUUCAUGUUGUCUUAAGCUUUCAAGAAAAAAAAUCAUUCCAAAAGCUUAAGCUACAAUAGCUACUUUUAAAUGUUUCUGUUGUCCAUGUUAUUUGUAAUUACCUAAGAUAUUAAUUUGUACAAAUGCAGAUAAAUGUGAAUCGAUGUGACCAAACUGAAUUUCAUGUAGUCCCUUUUGAAUACUGUUUGGAUGUUUGAAGUUGAAAGAAAGAAACUAGUCACUGUUGUUACUUUUUUUUAAAAAAGUUGUAAUUUUAUUUUAGUUGAUAAGACACUUUAGAAGCUAUUGCUGUCUUGUGCAUAACUAAAUGCUCAAAUUAUUUGUUGAAUCGCAAAUAAUAUAAAAAUCUAUUAUUGCCAUGCCAUCCUAAAUAGCAGUUACAAAUCAGAUUUCUUAACUGCUAUACCCUUGUUAGAACAUCACAACUACUGUAUCUGUAUGAAACUAUACAAUGACAAAUUUUUCCAAUAGGCUUCUUGAGUAAAGUGUGCAUAUAAACACAGAUGUUCAUUAUUUACUUUUACAUGACUGUAUCGUAACAGAACAUUUAGUAAGGAAUUGUAAGAAAUUGUGCUAGUAGUUGUAAACCCCAGCUAUAUGCAUGACUUCCCUGUACCCCAUUUGUGGCAGCUGGCUGAGGUUAGUGUGUGGGAAGCAUAUUAUUAGUUGGCAGGAUGUUGGAAAGCGGAGUCCAUUGUUUUAUAAGGUUCUUGCACAUGGCCUUUUCUAUAUUGGCAGGGCUCUGGUUUCUUCCUGCAGGUUGGGAAAAGUGUUAGUUUAUAGACAAGUAAAUUGGCAACCUACAUCACAUUUAAUAACUUACGUGCAUUUGAUUACAUUAUUUAUUUUACAGAUAUGUUUUAUUUACAUACUUGUUAAUGUUACAAUAAUGUUUUCUCUAAUUUACACACUUUCAUAUUUAAUAGAAACAGCAAAGAAACCAAUUUCACACAUCCUGUUUGUUAGUUUUCAGUUCUGUAUAUGAAUUCCAUAAUUUUAUUUUAACCUCCAUCAUAAAAAUAUAUAUGAAGUUAACUGUGGAGGAAAAAGGCUUGCCAACUAUCUUCAUGUAAGAAACAUAAAUUACCGUCAAACAGAAAUAUGUAUAUGAACAGUUGUGCUAGAGUGACCAUUAUCUAUAAAUAUCAGCUUAUCAAAGUAUUGUAACACAUUAACUUCAUUCAUAAUUUACAGUCUUUUACAUGCCAAAAUGACAGAGUAACCUAUUUUUGUAUAAUGUCUUUGUAAAUAUGAUUACGAUGAUGGUUAUUAUUGUUGCUACUACUAUCCUUACUGUGAAACAUGUUAAUGUUAUAUGUACACUUAUUUGGAUGUUACUGUGUCAUAGUCAUAAACUAUAAAAUGCUACUGUGUGAACUGGAACAAACAAGUGUAAAAUUAACAAAAUUGUGCAUUUCUCUAUGUACCUGGAAAGUAUAAAAUAUAAAUGUAAUGUCUCCAUA
This is a messenger RNA of Schistocerca gregaria, 9612 nucleotides long. RefSeq names its product rho GTPase-activating protein 7 (gene cv-c). Gene Ontology annotation, molecular function: lipid binding; GTPase activator activity. NCBI's taxonomy places the organism in Eukaryota, Metazoa, Arthropoda, Insecta, Orthoptera, Acrididae. The transcript has 22 exons. The record is from RefSeq and is a predicted model, not a curated record. Gene Ontology annotation, biological process: signal transduction; regulation of Rho protein signal transduction; actin cytoskeleton organization. The coding region runs from base 222 to 3584 and encodes 1120 amino acids.